AUGUUCAAGGAGCAACACGAGGUGACCAACCUGGGGGCUCCCCAGCACUCGGGGCCCGUGGUGUCCACCGUGGUCCACGUCCCGACCGACACGGUGGUGCCCGACCACGUUGUGUGGUCCCUGUUCAACACCCUCUUCUUCAACUACUGCUGUCUGGGCUUCGUGGCGUUCGCCUACUCCGUGAAGUCUAGGGACCGGAAGAUGGUGGGAGAUGUGAUUGGGGCACAGAGCUAUGCGUCCACCGCCAAGUGCCUCAACAUCACGACCCUGGUCCUGGGCAUCCUGAUGACCAUCGGACUCAUCAUUCUCGUGUCCCUUGUGCUCCCGCUAUACAUUCAGGCGCUGA
Messenger RNA from Pipistrellus nathusii (Nathusius's pipistrelle), 346 nucleotides. NCBI's taxonomy places the organism in Eukaryota, Metazoa, Chordata, Mammalia, Chiroptera, Vespertilionidae. The record is from the annotation of a GenBank genome assembly.